This is a messenger RNA of Patiria miniata (bat star), 3348 nucleotides long. RefSeq names its product pre-mRNA-splicing factor SYF1-like. NCBI's taxonomy places the organism in Eukaryota, Metazoa, Echinodermata, Asteroidea, Valvatida, Asterinidae. Gene Ontology annotation, molecular function: protein binding. Gene Ontology annotation, biological process: mRNA splicing, via spliceosome; generation of catalytic spliceosome for first transesterification step. The transcript has 23 exons. The record is from RefSeq and is a predicted model, not a curated record. Bases 129 to 2675 code for a protein of 848 amino acids. Gene Ontology annotation, cellular component: U2-type catalytic step 2 spliceosome; post-mRNA release spliceosomal complex; Prp19 complex.
UUUAGUAGAAUUCUCCGCAACGAUUUGCCGUCGUCUACACGUGAAAAAAAUUGCUGUUUUUCCCUGAUCUUUAAGCACCAUUGAUUUGUUGGCAGUACAGUUUGAUAGAAAUUUAUUAAUGCAAAAGGAUGCCUAUUUCAGAUCAGCAAUCAGAAGUCAUUUUUGAGGAAGAUGAUCUCCCCUAUGAAGAAGAGAUUUUGCGGAACCCGUACGCAGUCAAGUGCUGGUUGCGCUACGUCGAGCACAGAUCAACGGGAGCCCAAGGCCCUCUCAGUCUGAUCUAUGAGAGAGCGCUGAAGGAACUUCCUGGCAGUUACAAACUCUGGUACAACUACUUGAAGGUCAGACGGAAGCAUGUCAAAGGUCGCUGCAUCAUUGACCCUGGUUACGAGGACGUCAACAACGUCUUCGAAAGAGCUCUAGUGUUCAUGCACAAGAUGCCUCGUAUCUGGCUGGACUAUUGCCAGUUCCUGCUGGACCAGCGCAAGAUCUCGCGUGUUCGUCGGACGUUUGACCGAGCGUUGAGGGCGCUCCCGAUCACCCAGCAUCAUCGGAUCUGGCCCGUCUACCUCAAGUUUGUCCGGAUGUACCCGUUGCACGAAACGGCCGUCAGGGUGUACAGACGAUAUCUCAAACUCUUUCCUGAAAAUGCAGAGCAGUACAUUGAGUACCUGGUAUCCAUCGACAGACUGGAUGAGGCUGCAGUCAGAAUGGCCGAUAUCGUCAACAAUGCAAAGUUUGUCUCAAAAGUUGGCAAGUCGAACCACCAGUUAUGGCAUGACCUGUGUAACCUCAUCUGCAAGAACCCUACCAAGGUGACGUCGUUGAAGGUGGAUCCCAUCAUCCGUGGCGGCAUCAAACGCUUCACCGAUGAACGAGGCAAACUCUGGUGCUCAUUGGCCGACUACUACAUCAGGAGCGGCCAUUUUGAAAAGGCCAGGGAUAUCUAUGAGGAAGCCAUUCAAACAGUGACAACCGUCAGAGAUUUCACCCAGGUCUUUGAUGCCUAUGCCCAGUUUGAGGAGAGCAUGAUUAGUGCCAAGAUGGAGACCACCGCAGAGAUGGGUCACAACGAAGAAGAUGACACCGACCUUGAGUUGCGACUGGAGCGAUACGAGGAUCUGAUGGACAGGCGCCCUCUAUUGUUGAACAGUGUCCUACUCCGGCAGAAUCCGCACAAUGUCCACGAGUGGCACAAACGGGUCAACCUCUACGAAGGCAAACCGAAAGAGAUAAUCAACACGUACACAGAAGCAGUUCAGACCGUCGACCCCAACAUGGCCACCGGCAAGCUGUACACACUCUGGGUAGAGUUUGCCAAAUACUAUGAGAAACAUGGACAGAUACCUGAGGCUCGUCUGAUUUUUGAAAAGGGCACAAAAGUCUUGUACGUCAAAGUGGAUGACUUGGGAGCCGUCUGGUGUGAAUGGGCAGAAAUGGAGCUCAGGCAUGAAAAUUUCGACGAAGCUCUGGUUCUUCUGAGGCGGGCCACUGCCACACCGAAGAACAAAGCUGCAUACUAUGAUAAGAGUGAGCCUGUUCAAAACCGGUUGUACAAGAACCUGAAGGUCUGGUCGAUGUACGCUGAUCUGGAAGAGAGUUUUGGAACCUUUAAGAGUACAAAGGCCGUCUACGACCGAAUGAUCGACCUGAGAAUAGCAACGCCGCAAAUCAUCAUCAACUACGGCAUGUUCCUAGAUGAACACAACUACUAUGAGGAGGCUUUCAAGGCCUACGAGAAGGGCAUUGCGCUGUUCAAGUGGCCGAAUGUCUACGACAUCUGGAAUACCUACCUGACGAAGUUCAUCGAGAGAUACGGUGGCAAAAAACUCGAGAGAGCGAGGGAUCUGUUUGAGCAGUGCUUGGAUGGCUGCCCCAAGAAAUUCGCUAAAGCUAUUAUCCUGUUGUACGCCAAGAUGGAGGAGAAUUAUGGCCUAGCGAGGCACGCCAUGGCGGUGUACGAGAGGGGAACGGAAGGGGUUCUACCGGAGGAACAAAAUGAGAUGUUCAACAUUUACAUCAAGCGAGCCGCCGAGGUGUAUGGUGUGACCCACACUCGAUCUAUCUAUGAGAAGGCUAUUGAGGUGUUACCGGAGGACCAAUCUAGGGACAUGUGUCUACGCUUCGCCGACCUCGAGAGGAAGCUAGGAGAGAUUGACCGCGCCCGGGCCAUCUAUGCUCACUGCGCACAGAUAUGUGAUCCUAGGACCACCGCCACUUUCUGGCAGACGUGGAAAGAAUUUGAGAUCAAGCACGGGAACGAAGACACGGUGCGGGAGAUGCUGAGAAUCAAACGCAGUGUGCAGGCAACCUACAACACACAGGUCAAUUUUAUGUCAGCCCAAAUGCUAGCAGCUGCCAAGACACCCGCUGGAACAGUUUCUGAUCUAGGCUCAGGCGGUAUGGACGACAUGAAGCUACUGGAGCAGAGAGCUCAAGUUAUGGCGGCUGAAGCUGAGGCCGAUAAACCCAAGACGAAGAAGGAUAUUCUCUUUGUGAGGGGGAGUGCUAAGGCUAGCGAUGCUGAGUUGGCCGAGGCAGUGAGGACGGCUAAUCCAGAGGAGAUCAACAUUGAUGACGAUGAGGAUGAAGAUAGCGGGGAAGAUGUUGAUGAGGUGCAAGUGGAGACCCAGGCCGUCCCAACGGAAGUUUUUGGCAACAUACAAAAGGACUGAAAGCAUGGUCUAUAGAGUUUUCAACGUUUGUCAGUUUGUACUUAUGAUACUGUCUGCCACAAAAAGAAACUUUAUUUGGAGUACAAAGUUUCGUAACUUGGGUCAAUCUUUCCACAGCACAUUGUUAGAUUCAACUAGCAAAACUUCUUACUUUAAAAUGUACAAAGUGCAUCGGAAUAGGGUUUCAAAUACACGACACAAUUCCGAGUAGAAAUUACGAUGUUGAAAAUCAUGAUAUUAAGGUAAAUAACUUGACGUUAAAAUACUUUUUGUUGCAACUUUGUCCGGACAGACAUUUCUUCAUUUAUUUUGUCCCAGCAGGCAAAAUAUUUUAGUUUUUACAAAAGUGAUGUCUGUGGCAACAGAAUCACUGGCACAUAGCAUCCUCACAAAAUAAACUUUUGUAUUUGACAUUUUCAGUUGUUGCUUGUUUUUGUUGUGUACUAUCAAAAUUUUCGUUGUUUUUGUUCUAUUUCCUGAAAAUGAAAUGAGGGUGAACCUAUAUUUUUUACGUUUCUAGUCCAAAAUUGAUCUUCCGAAUCUGAAUACAUUUGUAAUUGGUGCAGGAAUACAGUACCCAAAUAAGCCACUUAUAUAAAUCAGUCUUAAUAUACAUUAUGCUGUCUUGUGUACAAGUUAUUUGGUUAACUACAAAUAAAUAACAUUGAUUAUA